AUAGAGGCUUUUUGGUCGCUCCCGAGAUUAAAUAACAAAUAGCUAAUAUUAUCCUCUGUAAACAUCUGAGGCACAGGAGGAAGAAGCCCUAUAUAAGGUCCCACCCUUAUCAUCGUUUUUCAGCUCGAUUCCCUAUUAUUGCUUUCCCCCAAAUUCCUCGACUGCUCUGCGGGGUUUUCUCUUUGUUUUAAUUGAGCACUUUGUUGUGGUGGGGGUGACAAUGGAAGCUAAAACUGGGGCUCAUGUAGCCAUUCUUCCGAGCCCAGGCAUGGGCCACCUGAUUCCCUUGGUGGUCUUCGCCAAGCACCUCGCUGCUACGCACUCCUUCUCGAUCACCUUCAUAAACCUCACCACAGAUUCGUCCGCCGCUCAGUCCUCCGUCCUCUCGAACCUCAACGACGUCGGCCUCUCCUCUGUCCAAUUUGUUGAUCUCCCCCCAGCCGACCUCUCUGACCUCCCCAGCUCCGCCAAGAUCGAGACCCGUAUCUCCCUCACCAUGUUCCGGUCCCUCUCCUCCCUCCGUGCCCUCCUUGGUGACCUCACCUCCAAAUUUCCCAACACUGUCCUGGUCGCCGACAUCUUUGGCACUGAUGCCUUUGAUGUCGCCGACGAACUGAGCCUACCCAAAUACUUAUUUUUCCCUUCGAAUGCGACGUUUCUCUCCCUGGUGUGUCAGCUCCCUGCUCUCGAUACCAAGGUAUCAGGAGAGUACCGGGAUCUUCGGGAGCUCAGGCUCCCAGGCUGCUCCUCGCCUUUCCCUGGAAAAGACCUCGUCUCCCCCCUUCAAGACAGGAAAGAUGCCGCCUACGCUUGGUUCCUCCACCAGGCUAAGCGAUACCCACGAGCAGACGGCAUUUUCGUCAACACUUUCGAGGCCCUUGAAUCGCAGGCCCUGCAAUUCCUCAAGGAGAAUCGAGCUUCAUUUCCUGAGGUGUUUCCUGUAGGCCCUCUGACUCUGGAGCAGCCCGAAAAUGAUAGCGACUGCCUGCGGUGGCUUGAUGAGCAGCCCCCUGGCUCAGUCGUGUUUGUGUCCUUCGGGAGCGGUGGCACGCUGUCGUAUGAGCAGUAUCAAAAUUUGGCUCAUGGGUUGGAAAAAAGCGGCCAGAGAUUCCUGUGGGUGAUUCGAACCCCUGAGCUCACGGAGGGUCCGGCAGCCUUCUUCACUGUAGAGAGCAAAGGAGACCCCAAAGCCUACUUGCCUGAAGGCUUCCUUGAAAGGACCAAGGGGGUGGGAAUGGUGGUCCCCUCAUGGGCACCACAGACUCGGGUGCUGGCCCAUGCCGCUACCGGCGGGUUCCUGACCCACUGCGGCUGGAACUCGACUCUUGAGAGCAUUCAGAAUGGGAUUCCAUUAAUUGCUUGGCCAUUGUAUGCAGAGCAGAAGAUGAAUGCCAUACUUUUGGUGGAUGAGAUCAAGGUGGCCAUUAGGCCUAAGAUCCAGGAAGAUGGGAUAAUAAAGGAGGAGGAGAUUGAGAGGGUGGUGAGGGGUUUGAUGGAAGGGGAGGAGGGGAAGGCCCUCCGGGCCAAGAUGCGCGACCUCAGGGAUGCCGCCGCCGCCACCGCCCUGGCUGAGGGGGGCUCCUCUUAUGGAUCACUUGUCAAUGCUACACAGAAAUGGAGAUCCAACGUCUAAUCCAAUUGUGCAUAGCCUAGAUUGACUCUCGCGCCCUUUUCUCCUCGCCGCCUCUCAUAUGAAAGCUAUUAGAGAAUUCGUUUUAUUUUUGUUUUUAUUAUGCCUACAUUAUCAUGAACAUGAUAGUGACUCAUGUAGAAGUUAAAAAAAAUAAAGUCGGGGUUAUGUGUCCUCAUUUUCCUC
Messenger RNA from Amborella trichopoda, 1816 nucleotides. The record is from RefSeq and is a predicted model, not a curated record. Lineage: Eukaryota; Viridiplantae; Streptophyta; Magnoliopsida; Amborellales; Amborellaceae.